AACAAAUCAACCCUAUCGCCAGUCAUCGGUCACCGAACCGUUAUCAGCAAAAAAUAAGCCUCAGCUCAAGCUAUGCUAUUCCUAAAUUGAAGUUAUGGAUUUGAAACACAUGUUUUUAUUCUUUUCACUUGAACUAACAACCGUUGCUGCAUAGUUUCCGCGUGAUCCAAAACGGUUCAAUAGCAAUGUUUGGGUUUGAUCUGGUUCCUAGCUUUUUCCCGGCAAAUAUUUGUUCGAAUGCACUUAUGAGCGAUGCUCACUUUAGUCAGUCGUUGAUGUCACAUGAGAGAGUAAUCAGAGAGGUUCGUCAAGAGUACCAAAGACUUGCGCGUGAAAUAGUCAACGCUACCAGCAUAGGAGCUCAUAUGCUGCCUAGAGAGUUCGGUCUGUCCCAUACAGGAAAUAUCUCACAUAUCCAGGUGAAUCACCAAAAUGGGAGGGUCGAUGCACGAGUGACGUUAGGUGGGCAAGUAGUAGUCUCUGUCGAGCACUCUCGGGUACACAGACACCGAAAUGAUGACCCAGUACCAUUUGAAAGGACUAGACUACAAUGGUAUGACUCAAAUACGCGUAGACCACUUCUGCCUGAACCAUCUUCAGGACCUCAACCAUCUAGAUAUAUUACAACGAGUGAACUAGCAAAACUUCCGAUUAGCAUAUACAGAGUUGUAAAAGAUGCAUCAAAAAGUGAUGAUACAUCUGUUUCACCUGACUCAUCUACAAACCCACCGAGUACUUCAGCUUACAUACCAGUUUUAGAUGCAAAUCAGAAUCACACACCAUCACCUGGUUCAGUUUAUCUUCAACCAGAGGCUAAAAGGAAUACACUUGUUCCAAUCCAGCCUAUACAGUCAUCUCCAGCAAGAGGUCAACCCGAAUGCGAAAUAUGUUUAAGUGAGUAUCAAAACAAAGAUCGUCUGCGUCAUCUUCCCUGUGGACACGCAUUUCAUGUAAAAUGUAUUGACCCUUGGUUAAAAGGGUCGAUAACUUGUCCGAAGUGCCGUGCUAGUGUUCGCACUGGGUUAACUCGCUUGGAACGGGCUCGUCAACGACUGGUCACCCGGUCAAACGUUAGGACUUGUUCAAGAACAGUUCCUGGAAUAGCACUUCGUCAGCGACCAAGUGUACCCAUUCCAAGUACCCAAGAACAGAAUCGUUCAUCACGUAGAGGACAAGAUUCGAGCUGUACCAAUCGAAGUCGAGGAUGCAGACAUAAUUCUGUUGGUGAUACCACUUCUGUCACACCAACUGUUCGAAUUACUCGUGCACGAAGCAAAGCUACGAAUGCUGAUGGAACAACGUCUACCACUGCUCACCGUCCUACAAAUACUGUAUCUAAUCGAAAAAAUCAACGGACUACUUGGCACUCGAAUUCCUCUCAACCAAACACUUCUUCGCAUAGAACAGAGGCUACUCAUGAAAAAGAUGAUGGAAAUGGUCAACUUCAUCCGAACUCUAAACAAGCCGACACAGAAGCUAGUGAACAAUAUCGGAAUAGAUCACUCAGUGCUCGACGGAAAGCUAUAGCGGCAGCUAUGCAGCGAGAAACAGGGUUUCGUGGCAACCAAUAACAAAAUAAAAAGAAUGAGCGGCAAAGUUUACAUUCCUCAACUAAUGGGAUGACUGACGGGUGUCCAUUUUCCUAUUUUUUCAUUGAGUAAAGCACAAUAAGUAGUUUAUUCUACACAUUCAACUGAUUUGGCUGUUACAUCCACCGUUUAUUCAUUGAUCAGUCCAAUAUUAUUCAUCUCCUAAGAUAUGAAUUACUGCAUCGAAAACUACAGUAUAAUAUAUUCUCAUUUUCUCUACUAACCUUGUUAUCAUUACCUUUAUUAUUCCUUAUACUUAUACAAAAACACUUAUGUAGGCUUAUUAAUAAAAGAAGGAAGAUUGAAUUUUCAGCUGAUGUUUUUCUUGAACUGCGAUUCAUUUUGAAAAAUCCCCUAGUAUCACAAAGGGGAUGUUCUUUACUCACUUCUUCACUAUAAAAACCUGUCUAGAGAGAGAGGGAGAGACGUUCUUCUGCUCAGCAGUCUACGUGAGAUUAUUUUAACAAAUCAGCAGGUUUCCUUAUAUUCUUUUCCACAUACAUAUUUUCAAUAAAAUCCUGCGCCUUUUGAAUAUAUCAAAAGUGGUGAUGAUACUGAUACAAGAAUUUCUUGUGUUUAAAUGUCUCCAUGUCUUCUGGCUUGAUCAAGUUGUGUUCACUGUCUCAAUGGUAAAUGCACACAAGAUAUGUCUAAGUUGAAUACAAGACUUGCAUACUGCAUCUUAU
Molecule: messenger RNA, 2275 nt
Organism: Heterobilharzia americana
Lineage: Eukaryota; Metazoa; Platyhelminthes; Trematoda; Strigeidida; Schistosomatidae
Source: the annotation of a GenBank genome assembly